This is a messenger RNA of Mauremys reevesii (Reeves's turtle), 2529 nucleotides long. RefSeq names its product MYB proto-oncogene like 2 (gene MYBL2). The transcript has 15 exons. Gene Ontology annotation, molecular function: DNA-binding transcription factor activity, RNA polymerase II-specific; RNA polymerase II cis-regulatory region sequence-specific DNA binding. NCBI's taxonomy places the organism in Eukaryota, Metazoa, Chordata, Testudines, Geoemydidae. The coding region runs from base 202 to 2364 and encodes 720 amino acids. Gene Ontology annotation, biological process: mitotic cell cycle; positive regulation of transcription by RNA polymerase II. The record is from RefSeq and is a predicted model, not a curated record. Gene Ontology annotation, cellular component: nucleus.
UGGACCCCGGGGUGGAGUUGGCGCGAGAUAGGAAAGUUGCCUCCUGUGCUGUACGCCGGGCAGGCGCGAGCUUCCCCCCGCGUCCAGCCCGCCGCGCGCGCUAACCGCGGGGCGCUGGGGUUGCACCCCCGGCAGAGGCCGGCUCCGGGGCCAAGGGAUGCGGCAUCCCCCUGGCGAGCCGCUGUGAUUUUCUCGCGAUUGAUGUUUUUAAUGCACAAAGGGCAGGAUGGCUCGCAGGACCCGCGGGUGAGUCUCAUGCAAUGGGGCGAGCUUCGUGCCCGCCCUGGGGGUGAGGAGCAAGAUGAGCUGCAUUACCAGGACACGGACUCGGACGUGCCAGAGCAGCGGGAGAACAGGUGCAAGGUCAAGUGGACUCACGAAGAGGAUGAAUGGCUGAAGACGCUAGUGAAGCAGUUUGGACAGAGCGACUGGAAGUUCCUGGCAAGUCACUUUCCCAACCGCACUGAUCAGCAGUGCCAAUACCGGUGGCUGAGGGUGUUGAAUCCAGACUUGGUUAAAGGGCCUUGGACCAAGGAAGAGGAUCAGAAGCUGAUCUGUGGGAGUUGUGACUGCUUGUGCAAGGUAAUUGAACUGGUUAAAAAAUUUGGCACAAAGCAAUGGACACUGAUAGCAAAGUACCUGAAAGGCAGGCUGGGGAAGCAGUGCCGGGAACGCUGGCACAACCACCUGAACCCCGAGGUGAAGAAGUCCUCGUGGACAGAGGAGGAGGACCGAAUUAUUUUCGAGGCUCACAAAGUUCUGGGGAACCGCUGGGCUGAGAUUGCCAAGCUGCUGCCUGGGAGGACUGACAAUGCUGUGAAGAACCACUGGAACUCCACCAUCAAACGGAAAGUGGACACAGGAGGUUUCCUCAGUGAAACAAAAGACCCUGAGUCCCUGUACUUGUUGGUGGAGGUGGAGGGCGAGGAAAGCCAAAGUGUCCAGAGUGCCGGGAACCAGAAAAACCUACAUGCUAGCUGGCCUGCCGAUACCUUGGAAAUAAAGGAGGAAGAAGCCAGUGAGGAGGAAGCAACUGGCUUCCAGGAGCUGCCCUCUGAGCAAGCAGCUGCAACGCUGGCGGAGGACAGUGCCGAGGGGGCCCCAAAGGACGUGGCACCUGAAGACGCAUCGCCGGAUGGCACCUUUCCAUACAAAUGGGCAGCUGACACUGCCAACUACUUGAGCCUGACUUCAGGACCAGCCUUUACGGAAGCUCUGGACAUGAUGGAAUCGGACCCAGACGGGUGGUGUGACCUGAGUCACUUCGACUUGCCCGAGGAUCCAGCCGCUGGCGACAGCAGCAGCAACAGCCCGGUCAGGCAGGCCCCCAGGAAGCCCCCAGCUCCUGUACCCCACGUGACAGAGUAUCGCCUGGAUGGCCACACCAUUUCAGACCUGAGCAAAAGCAGCAAGGGCGAGCUGAUCCCCAUCUCUCCCCGCUCAGAGGUGAGCUCUGGCACGCCGCCCUCGGUGCUCAAGAGGCAGAAGAAGAGGAAGAUCUCCCUCUCGCCCGUCACGGAGAACACCAGCUACUCCUUCAUAGACUCCUGUAACAGCAUGACGCCCAAGAGCACUCCGGUCAAGACGCUGCCUUUCUCCCCCUCCCAGUUCUUAAACUUCUGGACCAAACAGGAUACACUGGAGUUGGAGAACCCGUCCCUGACCUCCACUCCUGUGUGCAGUCAGAAGGUGAUAGUGACCACCCCGCUGCACAGGGACAAGACUCCGCUGCACCAGAAAAACUCAGCGUUUGUCACCCCAGAUCAGAAAUACGUAGCAGACAACACCCCCCACACGCCCACGCCUUUUAAGAACGCCCUGGAAAAGUACGGCGCCAUGCGGCCACUGCCGCAGACCCCUCACCUGGAAGAAGACUUGAAGGAAGUGCUCCGGAGCGAAGCUGGCAUCGAGUUGAUCAUAGAGGAUGACGUGAAGCCUGACAAACAGAAAAGGAAACAAGGACUGCACAGGAGUCCCAUCAAGAAGGUCAGGAAGUCUCUCGCCUUGGACAUUGUGGAUGAGGAUGUGAAGCUGACUGUCUGCGCCAUGCCUAGGUCCAUCUGCUUCAAAAGAGCACAGCCUGUGAGUUUCCUCUCGAGGUCUCUAAACCUUUCCUCCUCAAGCAGCAAGGACGACAGCAGUUUGCUCAAUAGGGGGUUCGUGCAGGUGCAGGUGAAGACUGAGAAGACUUCAUCCUCCAGGAAGAUCCCAAGCCAAUUCAGACCACCUGCUCCGAUGUCCAGUGCAUGGAAAGUAGUGGCUUGCGGCGGAACCCAAGACCAGCUUAUCAUGCAAGAGAAAGCUCGGCAGAUCCUAGGUGCAUUAAAACAGAGCCACACGUCAAGGACAUUGAUCUUAUCAUGAAGGAUUGUUGGUUUUUCUCUGCUUUACGAUUUUUUUUUUUUAAGUAGAGGAGGGGGAGGAAGAACACAGAAGAAUUCUCUUUGGCAAAGACACUGUUUAUUUUCCCUUCUCUGAACUCCAUGUUCCCUGGUAGAUCCAUAUUUUAAUAAAUUGUGCUAAAUACUG